Aspergillus sclerotioniger CBS 115572 is the source of this 1935-nucleotide messenger RNA. RefSeq lists its product as uncharacterized. The transcript has 5 exons. NCBI's taxonomy places the organism in Eukaryota, Fungi, Ascomycota, Eurotiomycetes, Eurotiales, Aspergillaceae. Gene Ontology annotation, cellular component: nucleus. Bases 1 to 1935 code for a protein of 644 amino acids. Gene Ontology annotation, molecular function: DNA-binding transcription factor activity, RNA polymerase II-specific; zinc ion binding. Gene Ontology annotation, biological process: regulation of DNA-templated transcription. The record is from RefSeq and is a predicted model, not a curated record.
AUGACACCCAGCACGCGGAAACGGUCUUAUCGUGCAUGCUUGCGUUGCUGGCAGCGUAAAAGCAAAUGUGACUUAGACGGAAUCGGAGAGCCCAAGAAGGCUCCCUGCGUGUCGUGCUAUAAUUCGGGCAAUCAACGUGACCUCACCAAAUCCCGACGGGGAGGCAACUUCCGGCAUCGUCGGCCGGGGCAGAAAUGGUUGCAGGGCUGGAAAGAGUCCGAGUCAAUCAAUUCACCCCGGCAUUCCUCAGGUGAGGGGAGUAGCGUCACAGAACAUGUGGCUGGUGAUAUCCUUGCUAUGGACCUGCGGAAUCCAUCCGACGCACUGCAAAUACUGGCAAGGUCCGACGUAAAUCACCCCAACCAGAAGGUAGAUCUGUUGCCCCAGGCUAUUGACGCAGCAGCUUCAACCCAAGCCAAUGAGUCUCCAAAUCGCCGGAAACAUGCGACAACGGCUUUGGACGAAUAUGAAUUGGUCCAAACAGGUGUAUUGUGCCAAAGUCUCGUGGCCGAGCUACUCCACACAUACCUCCGCAACUACCACCCCUACUGUCCGAUCGUUCCCUCCUACUUCUUGGGACCGUCUGGUAUGGAAAGGGUCCAGAAGCAAGAUUACUUCCUGCUCACAGCUAUUUUGACCAUUGCGUCGAGAGAUGAUCCAUCCCACUCUCUCACUCAUCGUUAUUGCUGGGACCAUACCCAACGCCUUCUGGUUGAUGUGCUCCUUGCCAGGCCUUGGACCCAGACUCCGAGAACUGUAGAGGGCUUACUUCUUUUAGCCGAGUGGCUGCCCCAUAUUCAGAUCGAGGAGACGACAUCCGAGGCAAACCUUUUCAGUGAGGACAGAACCGCUUGGUCCCUUGUUGGCCUCGCAGUGCGUCAUGGCUACCUCCAGCGCCUAGAUCAAGCCGCCUUCCGAAACACUGAUAGCCAUGAGUCGAUGGAAAAAGUAGAACAGCAGAGGCUUAUCUGGGCAUACAUCUCCAUGACGGAUCGACAGAUAUCCGUCCGGCCCGGGCAGUCAUUCUGGUCUCGAGGUCCGUCCCUCGCCGCAAAGUUUACAGCUAGUGACUUCCCAAGUCUCCGACCUCGUCCUGAAAGUGAAGACGAUGAAGAUUAUGCGUCCGUGUUACAAGCUACCAUGGAGCUGACUCAAAUCUUGCACAACGCCCAUGCCGUUCUCUACUCGUCGAAAGAGAGAACAAUGGCAAUGGUCUAUGAAGGUCAUUAUUCUCAGUACCUUGAUGACUUUCGCACCGCUGCCACAACCUGGCACUCAACAUGGUACAAAGUUGCGGUAUCUGCAAGAAUUAGGAGCACCCUGCUCAUGAUGUACGAGUACAUCUGUUUAUACACCAACGCUUUUUCCUUCCAAGCCGUCCUGACGAGGACCUUGGGCCCACGUAUCUUAUCCAACAGGGAGGAGCAGAGAAAGCAGCUGUUCGCAGAGCUAUCUUCCACUGGGAUCAUGUCAUCUCCAGAUGGUCGAUACAUUUUCGAUGCUAUUAGCGCAGCCAUAAAUUUGUUGUCUUUGAUGAAUGAUCGCGAUCCUCAGCAAGAACUAUGCUAUCUACCCUACGGCAUCUACGCCGCCGUUCUCCUCCACAAAGCCGAAUGCGCAGGCGCAUUCCAAACCGGACCUCAACGAGAAGAAAUGGCCACCCUAGCUCGGCAAUUUAUAUCCGUUUUAGAGAAGACCCCAUCGCCCAUCUGUCACCGAUAUAGCCGCAUGCUAAAACAGCUUUGGCAUCACCGACGGAACCCAAAACCUGUACCUGUUCACACAGAAGCCCCAUUGCCACGAGAAGAAGAAAAUGAUGACCAAUCAUGUUUUCCUCAAUUCCCGGGGGAUCUGUCCAUCGAGUGGUAUCUUUUCGGGUCGUUUAUGCCGGGGGUAGCUGAUUCUGGCUUCAGCACGGUGGAGUUGACAGGGUAG